AUGACACCCUGCGACAACACCAACACCUCAACAACCUGGUGCUGCGGCAACACCACCGACUGCUGCGGUACUCCGGACGCCAUCACCAUCGCGCCGGUUCUGGGAGAACAUAUUAGCAUUCCUACUCCGACGUCAUAUGCUUCGUCAUCUACAACCACAGACAUAGCUAUUCCUGCAGCUACAUCUACAUUUACACACACUACAGAACCAACUCCCUCAAAUCCCACCACCACAUCCUCCAUCUCCAUCGCUACAACAACCUCAACACCAUCAACAACGCAAACCCAACCCUCCUCCCCAACUGAAACAACACAACCAGAAGAAGGUCUCCCCGGCCUCUCCAACGGCGUAAAAGCCGGUAUAGGCGUCAGCGUCAGCGUCGCCGUCCUGAUUAUCUUCGUGGCAGCUGCGUUCCUUCUCCGUCGUCUUCGGAGACCGAAGGUUGUGGUGGAACGAGAGUUUGUGAGUUCGGUGGCGCUGACGCCGACUUCGAUGCCGAUGCCGAUUAUGCCGAUGGGUGGGUUGAGGGGCGAGGGGAGGGAGGUAAUUCAUGGGUCUCUGGGUGGAAGGCCAGGUGGAAGUGGGAACGAGGGGUAUAUAAGGGAGGAUGGGGUUGGGAGGGUGUUUAUGUGA
Molecule: messenger RNA, 633 nt
Organism: Aspergillus melleus
Lineage: Eukaryota; Fungi; Ascomycota; Eurotiomycetes; Eurotiales; Aspergillaceae
Exons: 1
Coding region: 1-633 (210 amino acids)
Source: RefSeq, a predicted model, not a curated record